Gastrolobium bilobum is the source of this 813-nucleotide messenger RNA. RefSeq lists its product as uncharacterized. The transcript has a single exon. The record is from RefSeq and is a predicted model, not a curated record. NCBI's taxonomy places the organism in Eukaryota, Viridiplantae, Streptophyta, Magnoliopsida, Fabales, Fabaceae. The annotation marks the transcript as partial.
GAACAUUCUACGGGCGACCGUGGACCUUCGGGUCACAAAAACAAAAAAGGUGAAGAAUUGAAGUAUACUAAUGAGAAUUCUCAUGGGAAUUCUCGGACAGUUUCUCGAAUUCUCAAUCCAUUUACUCCAUGUAUGAUGAACACCCCAAUCCCUAGAGAUGUUACAAUUACAACUGAAAAGUACAACGGGAAGGGAGAUCCACAGGAACAUCUGGAACAAUUUCAUACCAACAUGAUGGCACAAGAUGUAGCUGACCCAAUAGUAGGUCGGUUGUUCCCAACAACCUUAAAGGAGACAGCACUUAGGUGGUAUUUCGCGCUAUCACCCAACUCAGUACAAAGUUGGGAGGAUGGAACCAGCCAAUUUCUUAUACGGUUCGCAACAAGCAAAGCGCAAUACAAAUCCACGCACGCGUUGAAAAUGGUGCGACAAGGACCAAACAUAACAUUGCGUGAUUACCUCAACAAAUUCUUUGAUGAAGCACUCCUCGUCAAAGACUUAGAUCCACAAGUCUCCUUACAUCUCAUUACUGAGGGAUUACUAGAAGGCCCUUUCUCUAUGUCAUUAGCCAAACAACGACCACGUACCAUUGAAGAAUUGCGUGUGCGAUCAGUCAAAAUUUUUAAUCUGGAAGAUUAUAAUCGCUCACGUGAAAUUUCCAAUAUCAAAGCAGACAAGAAUAACUUUGAAAGAGAUACCCAAAAGAACGUCCAGCGAAAGUUCUGUGAAAAAAGAAAAUGGGAAAGAUAUGACAAUUAUACUCCUUUGAACACAUCCAGAGAUGAACUCCACCGCACGGGACGAUCCUACUGA